AUACCACUAUCAUCCGAGGAGUGUGGAAGGCCACAGGCACAACCUCUAGUUAGCUUAGUAGGUGUAGUUUGUUCGAGCUCGGAGCCAAGAUGUUGGCUGUGUUCAGCGGCGAGGUGGUGGAGGUGCCAUCGGAGCUGGUGGCGGCGGGGAGCAGGACGCCGUCGCCCAAGACGCGGGCGUCAGAGCUCGUCAAGCGCUUCCUUGCCGGCGCCGACCCCGCCGUCUCCGUCGAGCUCGGGUCCCUCGGCAACCUCGCAUACUCCCACGCCAACCAGUCCCUACUCCUCCCGAGGUCUUUCGCCGCCAAGGACGAGAUCUUCUGCCUGUUUGAGGGAGUGCUGGACAACCUGGGCCGGAUGAGCCAGCAGUAUGGCCUCUCCAAGGGCGGCAACGAGGUCCUCCUCGUGAUCGAGGCCUACAAGACGCUGAGGGACAGGGCGCCCUACCCCGCCAGCUUCAUGCUCUCCCAGCUCACUGGCAGCUACGCCUUCGUCCUCUUCGACAAGUCCACCUCCUCCCUCCUCGUGGCAUCCGAUCCGGAGGGAAAGGUGCCGCUCUUCUGGGGGAUCACUGCCGACGGCUGCGUCGCCUUCUCCGAUGACAUCGACCUGCUCAAGGGAUCCUGCGGCAAGUCGCUGGCGCCAUUCCCGCAGGGCUGCUUCUACUGGAACGCUAUCGGGGGCCUCAAGUCGUACGAGAACCCCAAGAACAAGGUCACCGCCGUCCCUGCGGACGAGGAGGAAAUCUGCGGCGCAACCUUCAUGGUGGAAGGGUCUACCGUCCUCACGGCGCUCCAGUAGGAGAUUGUCAUCUCCGGGAGUCGAUCGUUGGGGCAAGGCAAGACCUUUUGUAGAUGGUGGUGGUGUAACAUAAUGGCGACAAGGCGUGUGUGCGACUCUGUGUAUCUUUCGUGUAGUGUUCGGUUGUGCUUCUGAAUUCUGAUCAUCUGUAUCCCUAGCUGUUCAAAUCUCGCAACGGAUUCCGGACCGGCUCUGCUCAGUUGGAUGUAACAGUUAAUGUAGUGCCAAAUAAGUUCUCUUUCAA
This is a messenger RNA of Lolium rigidum, 1044 nucleotides long. RefSeq names its product stem-specific protein TSJT1. The transcript is spliced from 4 exons. Lineage: Eukaryota; Viridiplantae; Streptophyta; Magnoliopsida; Poales; Poaceae. The record is from RefSeq and is a predicted model, not a curated record. The coding region runs from base 90 to 800 and encodes 236 amino acids.